Aspergillus alliaceus is the source of this 1215-nucleotide messenger RNA. Its product is annotated as CDC50/LEM3 family protein. Lineage: Eukaryota; Fungi; Ascomycota; Eurotiomycetes; Eurotiales; Aspergillaceae. The coding region runs from base 1 to 1215 and encodes 404 amino acids. Gene Ontology annotation, cellular component: endoplasmic reticulum; Golgi apparatus; plasma membrane. The transcript is spliced from 6 exons. The record is from RefSeq and is a predicted model, not a curated record.
AUGUCUCAAACCGAGGCCGCUCGUACAGACUCCUUGGGUGAACAAGAACCCAGGGGCGAUGUAGAAAGCGAUAAGAAACAAAAGAACAAGAGGCCAGCAAAUACCGCUUUUCGACAGCAGCGCUUGAAAGCCUGGCAGCCUAUCUUAACACCGAGGAGUGUGCUGCCUCUAUUUUUCGUUGUCGGUGUCAUCUUUGCACCCAUCGGUGGCCUUCUCUUAUGGGCAAGCUCGGAAGUACAAGAAAUCGUGAUAGAUUAUUCGGAGUGUGCCGAAAAAGCACCCUCGACACCUGUUCCGAUUUCAGACAAAGUCCACUCAUCCUUCAAGUCAUCGAGCCAACAGUCUCCCCCUACUUGGAUGAAAUACCAAGACAAGCAGAACGAGACUAUUUGUCGCUUAAGUUUCGAGAUUCCCGACAGCAUCGGCCCUCCUGUGUUUAUGUAUUAUCGUCUGACCAAUUUUUACCAAAACCAUCGCCGAUACGUCAAGUCGCUAGAUAUGGACCAACUAAAAGGGAAGGCAGUCGACAAUAAAACAAUUGAUGGCGGCUCAUGUGACCCCCUUAAGCUUGAUGCCAGUGGCAAGGCAUACUAUCCAUGUGGACUUAUCGCCAACUCUAUGUUCAACGAUACAAUCAAAAGUCCCGAGCUACUAAACGACGGAAAUCAAGAUGACCCUGUCGUGUACUUCAUGACUAAUAAGGGCAUCGCAUGGGAUAGUGAUAAGGAACUUAUUAAAACCACACAGUACAAGCCAGGGCAGGUCGUUCCCCCACCAAAUUGGCAAUCCCGCUAUCCGCAUAAUUACACCGAGGAGAUACCUGAUCUUCAUGAAGACGAGGAAUUCAUGGUUUGGAUGAGGACGGCUGCAUUACCCAACUUUAGCAAGCUGUCCCGGAGGAAUGAUACCACAGCAAUGGCACCAGGCACCUAUCAACUGGAGAUUGCGCAACACUUCCCCGUUACGGAGUAUGGGGGAACAAAGUCAAUCCUGAUAUCUUCCCGGACCGUUAUCGGCGGGCAGAACCCUUUCAUGGGUAUCGCAUACGUCGUCGUGGGUGGUCUCUGCGUCCUGCUAGGGGCACUUUUCACUAUUGCUCAUCUAGUGCGACCCCGAAAGCUGGGUGAUCACACAUAUUUGACUUGGAAUAACGAGCAGGAAAGCAGCGCCAUGGCAACUGGGAGGGACAAUAGGUUUGGGCCGAAUGCCAAUUAA